Schizosaccharomyces octosporus yFS286 is the source of this 2176-nucleotide messenger RNA. RefSeq names its product TORC1 subunit Tco89. Gene Ontology annotation, cellular component: TORC1 complex. Gene Ontology annotation, biological process: TOR signaling. Lineage: Eukaryota; Fungi; Ascomycota; Schizosaccharomycetes; Schizosaccharomycetales; Schizosaccharomycetaceae. The coding region runs from base 525 to 2057 and encodes 510 amino acids. The record is from RefSeq and is a predicted model, not a curated record. The transcript has 2 exons.
UUAAAUUUUAUUUAAUUUAAUUUGAAUUUUUAGGAUUACUUUCUUAAUGUUGGAACUUGCUCAUGACACUGAACAGAUGGUAAAAGUAGGUAAAAGUCAUCCAUACCAUGUUCGUUAUAAAGUUGAAUUUCAUCAAUUGCUCUUCAAUUUGGUGGAAUAACAGUUCUUUAUUGAAUGUAUUGAAUGGAACCUCACUAAAAUCUUAUAAGAAUGAUGUGGGUAAUUUUGGUUCAUGGAACGUAUUACACAAGAACAAAACUAUGCUGUUUUUUUUUUAUUAAGCCUAAUUGAAUACAUAUCAAGUGAUUUUUCUUCUUUUGUGGUUAAAUCGUCUUUGCUUUUCACUUCUGUAAUCUGCUGUUUUUGCCGCCGCGGAACCAAUCGUCUAUACUCUUUCCUACCUACCCUCUGCUCUCAUUGUAGAAUUCAUCGGCUUUCCAAGGAUUAACGUCUUUGAAACGAAAGGAAUAUCUGUUAUUAAUAGCUAGUUUAUAGUAUCUUGUAACAGAAAUCUGCAAUUGACCAUGGAUUCGACUUCCAAUCAUGUUCGUAAAGGGUCUACUUCAACAGUGAGUACUGAGGGUGGUGAUGGAGGACCUUCUAAAUUGACAAGGGACAAUAAAAAAGGAUUCGUUGUAAAUAGCAGGAUAAAAAGAGGUGGAAGCCAUUUACGACUCGCAAGACCCGGAAAAAUCAGUGCUGCAAGUUCUCGUCCUAAUGUCUUAACAAGAACUACGUCUCAUAAUCCAAAUUACGAUCGCAUUCACAGUACGCAUGCUACUCUUCCUAGACAAAGAUCUCUCAACGAUCUUAAUGAUUUGCACGGAACUAGGGCAGCGACAGCGAAAACCGGCUUAAUUCCUUUGACACAGAGAAAGCCUAAGCUUGUUUGGGAAGAGGUUACUAAUGAUAAUGACUCUACGGCCGGAAAUUUUGAUACGGAAAGUGUUCGCACCGAUCUACCUGAAACAGAAAACCACAAUCCUCCUCCAUUAAAUGCUGCUCAACCAAACGAAGAUCAGUCUCGUAAGAUACAAGAAGGAAAUACCACUGUUUUGAUUCCAAAAGAAGAUCAAACUACGAGUGAAGGGGUUAACAAAACGGAGCAUGAAAAUGUCUCUUCCUUAAAUAUUUCACUUCCACCGGCUACUGCAACUGAAUCAUCAAUAAAAGAAGAAAAAACUCGAUUAGGAAAUGUCAAUGCUCAAUCAUCUUCAGAUCAGCACAAGGCCGUUUCUGAUCGUCCACUUGGUCCCACAGAUAUGUAUCCGACCUACCCUCUUGCUACUCCAAGUGCUUCUGAUACAGUACAGUCAAGCCCAGUGCAUAAAAAUACCUUUUUUCAAAAUACAUCUACUGAUCACGAACCACUUCCCCCUGUAUAUCUAGCGGAUUUUCAAAAUCAAAAUCAGGAACGAAUUUCUCCUAAGGCACUGACUAAUGCUGAAUCUUUUAGAAAUAUGGAUUCAGAUACACACAGUGUAACUACGUCUCUUCCAGGAGAUUUACUAACUAAUCGAAAGUUUUCUUCGAAUGUUACCAAAACACCUGCUCAAUUAUACGAUAUAGGUGCUUCUACUAGUAGGACCCAACAAAAGCUUCUUAUUCAGAGGGCUUCUUCUCGAUUUGAUACAGCGGAAGAUGACCCCAAUGCAAAUCCCUCUAAACGGUAUUUACACCCACAAGCAAAGCAAAUCACGGAUUCAGUCCGAACACAUUUGCGUAACGUAAUAAAGAAUCGUGAAAUUGUAUACGAAUUUCUGAUCAAGCUUCGCCCUUUUGUGAUAUCUUCAGAAAUUGAAGAUUUUUCUUCGUCUUCUAACCCUUUUACCUCAAGUCCCCAUGCCCCAAGUUCUUCCAAUUCGGGACAAUAUCCGGCGUCUACGAGUGGAUUUUCUUCGAAUGCUCACUCCGUGAAUCCUAGCGAGAUACUCCAUUCCUCUCAACCGUCAUAUCCUUUGGCUAAUACACGUAGGAAGUCUAUCCACGUUCCCAAAGUUAGAAAAGGGGAGGAGCCAGAAACGGUAGAGAAUAAAAUACUGGAAUUGUGGAAAUAAUAUCCAUUGCCUUAUAUCUUCUCGUAAUAAAGGGAGUUUUAAACCUGACCAUCAUUCAUGACGAAAAAAUUUUGGCUAAAAAAUCUUGUUUUACAUAUUUAUAAUUAAUCUAAUUGAAG